AUGGGCGACGCGAAGCCCGCGGCGACGCUGCUCAAGUGCGUCGUCCUCGGAAGCAGCAACGUGGGCAAGACGUCGCUGCUCAUGCAGUUCGUCCACGGCAAGUUCACGCCCGCGCGGCGCGUGACGACGGGCGCGGACUUCGCGUCCAAGGUGCUCCACCUCGGCGACCGCGAGGUGCGCCUCGUCAUCUGGGACACGGCGGGCCAGGAGCGGUUCCACCACGGCACGCUCGGCGGCGCGUUCUACCGCGGCGCCGACGCGGCGCUUUUGGUCUACGACACGACGGACAUCCGGACCUUCGAGCAGAUCGAGAUGUGGCGCCGCGAGCUGCUCCAGCGCAUCGACGGCCCGCCCGAGGAGUUCCCCGUCGUCGUCGUCGGGAACAAGGUCGACGUGCCGAACAAGACGCGGGAGCACGAGCAGGCCGCCGUCGUCCGCUGGUGCCGCGACCUCGGCAUCGGCCUCUGCCUCACGUCGGCCAAGGACGGCACGGGCGUCGCCGUCGCCAUGGAGGCCGUCGCCAUGCUCGCCCUCGAGAACAAGCGGCGGCGCCAGGCGGCCGAGCCCGAGCAGAAGCGGCAGACCGUCGUCCUCGACGAGCUCCACGCGCGGCCCGUCGCGCGGGACGCGUCCUGCUGCAAGUGA
Aureococcus anophagefferens is the source of this 645-nucleotide messenger RNA. RefSeq lists its product as hypothetical. The transcript has a single exon. Gene Ontology annotation, molecular function: GTPase activity; GTP binding. The record is from RefSeq and is a predicted model, not a curated record. NCBI's taxonomy places the organism in Eukaryota, Pelagophyceae, Pelagomonadales, Pelagomonadaceae. The coding region runs from base 1 to 645 and encodes 214 amino acids.